Messenger RNA from Serpula lacrymans var. lacrymans S7.9, 1395 nucleotides. RefSeq lists its product as uncharacterized. Gene Ontology annotation, biological process: protein import into peroxisome matrix. The transcript is spliced from 6 exons. NCBI's taxonomy places the organism in Eukaryota, Fungi, Basidiomycota, Agaricomycetes, Boletales, Serpulaceae. Gene Ontology annotation, cellular component: peroxisomal membrane; cytosol. Bases 1 to 1395 code for a protein of 464 amino acids. Gene Ontology annotation, molecular function: ATP hydrolysis activity; ATP binding. The record is from RefSeq and is a predicted model, not a curated record.
AUGUCCUUCAAAGAAACACUCGACUCAGCAUUCGCCGCUCCGGCCACGAACGAAAAGCUCAAACUCUUGAAAUGUCUCAAGGAUGUCUUUCCCAACUCACAGCAUGUCGCUCACGUGGGCCGUGGUGACUUGCUUCUGGCAGCUUAUUUGAAAUCUGUUGCCAUACAUGUUGAGGUUGCUCACGACGAACCUACCCACAGCUUCUUUGAAUGGGAUGUCUUGGGCCAAGGACUAAACUCCCAGAUCUAUUGUGGCGCCAUCAAAUUCACGUACAAUGGAACGGACUUCACUGUGUAUAAGGUUACCUUUACUAAAGAUCGCACAAUAUGGCAGUUCUUCGAUUUUGUGUUUAACGCUGCAGACGACGGAGCUGGAAGGGCUCUUUUACGCGCAGUUUAUAUGUGGGCUGGUAGUCUCAAGGAUGAAAUAUGGGUGUUUCAAAACGGGGGCUGGGAGAAGAAUGCGCCACUGUACCAGUCGAUACAAUUGUCGAACUGGGAAAACAUUGUGCUGGAAAACUCGUUCAGGGAGGGUCUCAGAAGGGAUACAAAGACAUUCUUCGCUAACAAGGAAAUUUACGACUCCUUGGACAUCGCGUGGAAGCGCGGGAUUUUGCUUUUGGGACCUCCUGGUAAUGGGAAGACAGAAACCAUCAAGGCGCUCCUCAGCGAGUCUCAGCAAACUACGCUUUACGUGAAGUCAUUCACAGCUGGCUUCGUAAGACCCGAAAAUAGCAUCCGUGCUAUAUUUGGACACGCCAGACGUCACUCACCUUGCAUUCUUGUACUUGAGGAUCUGGACACUAUGAUCACGCCACAAGUCCGAUCAUACUUCCUGAACGAAAUGGAUGGAUUGGCACUCAACAAUGGUAUCCUCACCAUCGCCACUACUAACCAUCCAGAAGACAUAGAUGACGCUAUCAUCAACCGCCCUUCUCGCUUCGACGUAAAAUACACGUUUGAUCUCCCAAACGCAACCUUGCGCAGAGACUUUGCACUUAAAUGGCUCUCGAAAAUCCGAGCACGCCAAGAGAGUGGUGUUGCCAAGGAUAGUAUACUUACAAAUGACGAAGAGGUGGCGCGGAAAGUGUCGGAAAAGACAGAGGGAUGGUCUUUUGCGUUUCUGAAAGAGCUUUUUGUUUCCUAUCUCCUCCGCCUUGCGCAUGACGAAUCACUCAAUAAUGGCGAAACAAAAAUGCCUGCAGAGGAUAUCUUCUUCCAGCAGGUGGAUGCACUUUCAACCCAGGUACUGAAGCAGAACAGCGAAGAAGGUAAGAAGGCGGGUGUAGACGGGGCUGGAGGGCCAAGGAUGAGACGCGCUAUCACACCCGCAUUGUCACCCUUGGGUUAUACUAUUCCGCCCCAAUUCGUCGAUUCUGCUGGGGUGAAUUUCUAG